AUGGGUGGAAAGAGCAGCAAGGACUUGCUGAAAGGUGCCCGGCGGCGUGCUUCGCUACGAGCAGGUGCCCUUCAGGUCAGUGGCCGCUACCAUCAUUUGCCCCGGAAAAUCUCGGAUGAUUACAUCUUGUUUGAGACCAUUCUUGGCUCCGGAUUUGGUGGGAAUGUGAUCUUGGCCACUAGCCGCAGGAUACCAGGUCGUCGCUUCGCGGUGAAGAGCAUCAAGCUCUUUGGCAAGCCGAAAGUGCGCAGAACUCUCGCCGCUGAAGUGGAAGUCUUCCUUUCUGUUGACCAUCCUCAUGUCUGCAGGCUCUUGGAUGUCUACGAGAGUCACGACAGGAUCGACCUGGUGAUGGAAGCAUUGGAGGGUGGAGAGCUCUAUGAUCGUGUGAACCGGGGGAAGUUUUCGGAGAAGGAUGCUGCUGAUGCCACAUAUCAGAUGCUGCUGGCGAUUCGCUACCUACACAGCCUUGGCAUUGUCCAUCGUGACAUCAAGUUGGAAAACUUCCUCUACGAUGAGAAAGGUAGCAAUCACCUAAAGCUCAUUGAUUUUGGCUUUAGCAAAGCUUGGGAUCCGGAGGUGAACCAGAAGAAGAUGAAGAUGAGUUGUGGCACCAUUUGCUAUGUGGCCCCCGAGGUGAUCCUGCAAAGCUACACGCAUAUGUGCGACCUUUGGAGCUUGGGCGUGGUCGUCUUCUUGCUCUUGGUGGGCUACAUGCCCUUCCCCAUGCGACCAGAGAUGGAGGAGAUGGAGCGCGACAUCCUCAAUGCCAACUUCAGAUACGACGCAGCCAAGUGGAGCAAGGUUUCACCCAGCUCGUAUGACUUUGUGUCCAAGCUCUUGAAACGGGAUCCGGAACAAAGGAUGACUGCCGAGCAGGCUUUGGCCCAUCCCUGGAUCGUGCAACGCGAGCAGAUGGCCAGUGGGACGGACUCUACGGGGCUAGAUGCUUCAGUGGUCACCUCCUUGGCCAAAUAUGCCCAAGCCUCCAAGUUUCGCAGGACUUGCCUACAGGUCAUGGCCUGGUCUCUGUCGAACACGGAAAUGGCGGAGGUUCGCCAUGCCUUUAUGGAGCUGGAUGCGGACAAGAAAGGCACCAUUCAGCUUCAUGAGCUCAAAAAUGUGCUGGAAGAAAGGUUCAACAUCACAGACGAGGAGACCAAGAAGAUCUUUCAGGCACUUGAUGCAAGCAAUCAUGAAGAGGUGAAAUACUCGGAGUUUUUAGCUGCCAUGAUGUCAUCCCGCAUUGAGAUCCAUGAAGACCUGGUACGCACGGCCUUUAAACGCUUUGACACCGACAAUUCGGGCUUCAUCACCGUGGAAGAACUUCGACAGAUCUUGGGUGAAAGCCUGGAAAGUGAGGAGCAAGCAGCUGCGAUUCUGGCCGAGGUACCCCAGUUUGUGGAUGACAACAAGCUCUCUUAUGAUGAGUUCAUCGAGUACCUCAUCAGUGGAGAGGCCCAGGAGUCCUUCAAGGAAGUGGCCAGUCUUGUGAUCGACAAGCAAAUCUCUAUGAUGAGCUCGGAUCAGAUUGCACAUUUGCCAGCGGCCCCCUUGGAGCCCAAGCACUGUGACGAGAUCCGCUAUCACCGUGCCAAGAGCUUCGGCGCAACAUUCAUUCGCGAGGACUCGGAUGAAAAGGGCCUUCCACCUGUAGCACCUCUUCGGACAGCACCUGCCAAGGCAGCGAUCCAGGAAACCACCGAGACCUUGGAGGAUGCGCAGGGUGACAGUCAAGUGCGCAGUCAAGUGCAGCAAGAGAAGAUCGCGGGCUUCGAAGCUUCAUGUGAGAAUUGCGGUCACAAUCCGCCGGUAGAGGCCUUGCCUGACUUGGUCCCAGAUGACGCUGAUACCUACAGCAGCUCUAUCUUGCGGGAGCUCGCCAAGGGAAAUCUAGCAAGAGAGGAUGCUGAACGCUUGUGCCUCUCCUUUGCCGCCCUUCACAAAGCCCUGGGAGGUCAGGAAGCCUGGCGCUUUUGCCAGGACCUGCUGGAGCGGUUCCUGGGUGCCCAAGACGGCUUCGCGACACCGCAGCAGCGCCCGGCAAAGCGAGGACAAAAACGCACGCUUUGA
Molecule: messenger RNA, 2073 nt
Organism: Durusdinium trenchii
Lineage: Eukaryota; Dinophyceae; Suessiales; Symbiodiniaceae
Source: the annotation of a GenBank genome assembly